Messenger RNA from Phyllostomus discolor (pale spear-nosed bat), 1731 nucleotides. RefSeq names its product selenocysteine lyase (gene SCLY). Bases 91 to 1446 code for a protein of 451 amino acids. The record is from RefSeq and is a predicted model, not a curated record. The transcript is spliced from 12 exons. NCBI's taxonomy places the organism in Eukaryota, Metazoa, Chordata, Mammalia, Chiroptera, Phyllostomidae.
CGGAGCGGCGCUCCAGUAGUAGCCUGCUGGGCUGGUGUGACAGCCGCUGCGGCCGGCCGUUGAGUGCAGCCGGGCCCCGGCGCCACUGGGAUGGAGGCGACCCCGGCACCGAACAGUCACGCGCAGAGGCGCGUGGCGAGUCCGCCCGGCGGCCACGAAGAGGAGAUCCCGCCCGAGAGGGGCGUUUACAUGGACCACAAUGCCACCACCCCGAUGGAGCCCGCCGUCAUCCAGGCGGUGACCGAGGCCAUGCGGGAAGCCUGGGGGAACCCCAGCAGCCCUCACCCGGCAGGUCGGAAGGCCAAGGACGUCAUCCGCGCGGCCCGGGAGAGCCUCGCGAGGAUGGUCGGCGGGAGCGCGCGGGACAUCGUCUUCACCUCCGGCGGCACCGAGUCCAAUAACCUGGUGAUCCGCUCUGUGGUGACGCACUUCCACAAAACCCACUCCGCAGAGGGGGACCCGGCCCGGCGUCGCAGCCCAGCGGAGGGCGCCCUGCCCCACAUCGUCACCUGCACCGUGGAGCACGACUCCGUCCGUCUGCCCCUGGAGCGCCUGGUGGAGGAGCGGGUGGCCGCGGUCACCUUCGUCCCGGUGUCCACGGUGAGCGGGCGGGCAGAGGCGGACGACAUCCUGGCGGCGGUCUGCCCGGCCACCUGCCUGGUGACCGUCAUGCUGGCCAAUAACGAGACCGGCGUCAUCAUGCCCGUCGCCGAGAUCAGCCGGCAAGUGAAGGCCCUGAACCGGGAGCGGGCGGCCUCGGGGCGGCCGGCCAUCCUGCUGCACACGGACGCCGCGCAGGCCCUGGGCAAGCGGCGCGUGGACGUGGAGGACCUGGGCGUGGACCUGCUGACCAUCGUGGGGCACAAGUUCUACGGCCCCAGGAUUGGAGCGCUGUACGUCCGGGGGCUCGGGGAGUGCACCCCGCUGUGUCCCAUGCUGUUUGGAGGCGGACAGGAACGGAGUUUCAGGCCGGGGACGGAGAACACCCCGAUGAUCGCCGGCCUGGGCAAGGCUGCCGAGCUGGUGACCGAGAACUGCGAGGCUUACGAGGCCCACAUGCGGGACGCGCGGGACUAUCUGGAGGAGAGGCUGCUGGCUGAGUUUGGCGAGAAGAAAAUCCACCUGAACUGCCGGUUUCCCGGGGUGGAGCGGCUCCCCAACACGUGUAACUUCUCCUUCCGGGGACCCCAGCUCCAAGGCCGCGCGGUGCUGGCGCAGUGCCGGGCGCUGCAGGCCAGCGUGGGGGCCGCGUGCCACUCGGACCACGGGGACCGGCCGUCCCCCGUGCUUCUGAGCUGCGGCGUCCCCUUCGACGUGGCCAGGAACGCACUUCGGCUCAGCGUGGGCCGCAGCACCACACGGGCCGAGGUGGACCUGGUGGUGCAGGACCUGAAACAGGCCGUGGCCCGGCUGGAGGGCCGGGGCGGCCCUCCUUCCGGGGUCUGAGCGGGGUGCCGGGCUCCCAGGCCCCCCUGUGGGGCCGUCACUGUCCCCGCUGCCCUGCAGCAUGGUCCAGGAGGCGGCAGCGCCUGGGCUGUGUCCACGCUCCCGUCCAGGAAGCGAGCCUGUCUCGAGCGGCCCUCCACGGAGAACAGCAUUUGCCCCCGGAAGAUAACGUCACAGCAUUUAUAACUGAUUGUCGGUCGCUGUCUCGGAAGUGGGAGGCCUGGCGUUCGCUGUGACCUCGGCCCCCACCCCGUUCCCGGGGGCCUGCCCUCCCCUGGGGGCCUC